GGGAGGGAGAAGGCAACAUCCUUCAGCUUUGGUCCACUCUGCCUCUGAGGGCUGCGUUCUAACCGGAUCCACUGUGAGCAUCAGAAUCGAGAUGAACAUCGAGGUUGGGAACGUUUCUUAUACGGGAGCCAUCGUUUCCUGGUCGUCCUCGGAGCCCUGCCUGGAGGACUAUUACCAUAUUAUGUACAGGCCCAAGUGGAACAGCAUCUUCUCUGGCUAUCUUCGCUACAGCUUCCACCACGAGGAGCAGGUGCCUCGAACAAUCAGCUCCGUGGUGCUGGAACACCUCACCCCUUCCACUCUCUACUUCCUGUGCAUCAGCUGCAAGAAGAUGCUCUUCCCCUACAGGCACUACUGCACCGUGUUCCACACCCUGGAUAAGAGUCCACUGGCUGCGGGAAGUUCCCUGGUGGACCCCCAGAUCUCCCUUUGGGUGCUGAUGGCCAUUCUGCUGGCCUGCUUCACAGCAGUCUUAGCCUUCAUCUGCCUCCAGUUCUGGUGUAUCCGUUGCCAUGAGCCUCGAUGGUCCUACAGAGCCGGCCUCAUGGAGGAAGCCAAUGGCCUGGUGAGAUGGCCAGAGGAGGCCCCGGGUCUGGGUCAGGGGGAGGAAGACCUGCAGGGGCUCCCCCUGGUGGAAGUGCCACGCAAGAACUCCGGAGCUGACGCGGAACCAGAAGCCGCAGCCGCAGCAGAGGAACAGGAUGCCCCCGACGUGGGUGCCCUGAAGAGGGAGGGCGGUGUUCAUCCUGCCGCACUGCCUCAUUUUGGGGAGUGAGAGGUGGAGGGGAGGCAGCCCACAUCAGGUAGCUUAAAGCCCUCCACGCAGCAGGUCUCCGGUAAAAUCGCAUCUGUAGACUACCCCAUUCGCCUCCCCUCAAAUGUCAGAGCUCUGACACAUGGACCACCUGGUUGGAUGAAUGCCCUUUGGCAAAGCUUCUCUAGCUGGAAAACAUAUAACCCCCUGGUGUGCAAAGGGAGGAACACGGAAUCUCUUAGGAGUGUCCAUUUAGGGUAGGGUGUCUCAGUUAGGAAUUAAAAGCAUUUAUUUCAAUAUUAAAACCACCAUGAAUAUAUUAUGGUAUAGAAAGUGAAAUCUGCAUGACUUAAAUAAAAUACAAAACUUUCAGGAAAUUUUUGAGUUGAAGAUGGGCUCUUGAGUUAUGCUUUCAGUCAGCUGAGGCAAACGUCCAGUCUCCUCUGCUGUUGAGGGGGAUUAUUUUGGAAAGAUGUGAGAAGCCUUGCUCUAGAGUGUUUUCCAACUUUCAGCCAAUCGCACACCACUUUGUACCCCAUCUUCACCUUUUUUUAAACCACAGACUAUCUUUACGAUUAUUAACAAUACCUUUUCUUUAAAUUGACUCAUUUUUUAAACUUAUUUUAAAACAUAGGCUUAUGCUACUCCCCAAAUGAAAAACCAGCACCCUCCUGCUAUAAAUAGAAGGGAAGAUACAUAAUAAAUAGAAUGAAAACAAAACAAUACUAAAUUUGACUUGGAUACUAUUGCCUACUAAGGACUCUGAGCUCAGGGCCUGCUCUCUCAUCUCUGAUCAAAAGGGAGAUUAGGGCUUCCCUGGUGGCUC
Molecule: messenger RNA, 1580 nt
Organism: Delphinapterus leucas (beluga whale)
Lineage: Eukaryota; Metazoa; Chordata; Mammalia; Artiodactyla; Monodontidae
Source: RefSeq, a predicted model, not a curated record